GGUUUUGCAGCAUUGGCAGCAGAAGCAAUGGCGCCGAAGAAGCCGAGAAACUCAAGGGUGACGAGGAACCCUGAUCUAAUAAGGGGAAUUGGCAAGUACUCGAGGUCCCAGAUGUACCACAAGAGGGGCAUCUGGGCCAUUAAGGCCAAAAACGGCGGCGUUUUCCCUCGUCACGAUCCUAAUCCCAAGCCCGAAGCUACGGCUGAGAAGCCACCGAAGUUUUACCCCGCCGACGAUGUGAAGAAGCCACUCGUCAACAAGCGGAAGCCAAAACCCACAAAACUCCGGGCUAGCAUUACUCCAGGGACAGUGCUGAUUCUGCUUGCAGGGAGGUUUAAAGGAAAGAGGGUUGUUUUCCUGAAGCAGCUUCCAUCCGGGUUGCUUCUUGUCACAGGUCCCUUUAAGAUCAAUGGGGUUCCACUGAGAAGGGUGAACCAAUCGUAUGUCAUUGGUACAUCUACCAAGGUGGAUAUCUCUGGUUUUAAUGUUGAUAAAUUCGAUGACAAGUACUUUGCUAAGGAAGCAGAGAAAAAGAAAAAGAAGGGAGAAGGGGAGUUCUUUGAGGCAGAAAAGGAGGAGAAAAAUGUGCUUCCCCAAGAAAAAAAAGAUGACCAAAAAACUGUGGACACUGCUUUGUUAAAAGCCAUUGAGAGUGUUCCGGACAUGAGGUCUUACUUGGGUGCCAGGUUUUCGUUGAAGGCAGGAAUGAAGCCUCAUGAGCUAGUCUUCUAGAGUGACAAAGUUAUUUUCCUUAUUCAGUUUUUGUUGAACUUGUUCCUAAUAGUUGUACUGUUAUGCAUUCGUUGGAAAUGAAAACAUUGUGCAAGGCUUUUUACUUCCAGUUUUGGUCUUAAUAGUUUUAUUAUUUGUACCUUAAUUAGCCCCCCUUCCCCCCCCCCCAAAAAAAACCGUAGAUAUUUAAAUUCAUACUAAUGCAUUAUAUGCUAUGUGAUGCUUGCUCCGUGAUUUUG
Molecule: messenger RNA, 971 nt
Organism: Gastrolobium bilobum
Lineage: Eukaryota; Viridiplantae; Streptophyta; Magnoliopsida; Fabales; Fabaceae
Product: large ribosomal subunit protein eL6-like
Exons: 4
Coding region: 28-732 (234 amino acids)
Biological process (GO): ribosomal large subunit assembly; cytoplasmic translation
Cellular component (GO): cytosolic large ribosomal subunit; ribosome
Molecular function (GO): RNA binding; structural constituent of ribosome
Source: RefSeq, a predicted model, not a curated record